Monomorium pharaonis (pharaoh ant) is the source of this 1237-nucleotide messenger RNA. RefSeq names its product glutathione S-transferase theta-3. NCBI's taxonomy places the organism in Eukaryota, Metazoa, Arthropoda, Insecta, Hymenoptera, Formicidae. Gene Ontology annotation, cellular component: cytoplasm. The record is from RefSeq and is a predicted model, not a curated record. Gene Ontology annotation, biological process: glutathione metabolic process. Gene Ontology annotation, molecular function: glutathione transferase activity. The transcript has 6 exons. Bases 229 to 918 code for a protein of 229 amino acids.
GUUGGGACAUGUGACGCGAACAGACCCAUCAUCAUGAAGUAUAGUCGAUCCCCUUUCUCGCGCGAGAGGGAUUGGAUUAAGGAUUUAAGAGAUUACUCUGUUCCGUCCCCGUCCCCCGUCAUUCCCGGCUUGAGCGCCGAGCGAGUGAGAUUUUUCUAAUCGUCGAUUCUUCGCUAGAUUAUCGCCGCCGAGACCUGUUGCAUCCGCAUCGAUCAAUUUUUUUCAAUCAUGACUUUGAAGUUAUAUUAUGAUUUACUCUCACAACCUUCGAGAGCACUGUAUAUAAUUCUCAAAAUGUGCAAUAUACCAUUCGAGAAGAAGAUCGUAAAUCUGAAGAAUCUUGAACAAUACACUGAGGAGUUUGAACAGAUUAAUCCAUUCAAGAAAGUCCCUGUUAUAGAUCACGAUGGUUUUAAACUUGCGGAAAGUGUGGGAAUUACGCGAUACCUGAGUCGAGAAUUUAAAAUGAAUGAUCACUGGUACCCGUCCGACUCGAAGAAACAGGCAAAAGUUGAUGAAUAUCUCGAGUGGCAACAUCUCAAUACAAGACUUCAUUGCGCAACAUACUUCUUAGUUAAGUUUCUUAAUCCACUCAUGCGAGGUACACCGGCAAAGCCAGAAAAGGUGGCCGAGGCCGAAAGUCGUAUGAAAGAUUGCGUCGACAUUAUUGAGAAUGUAUGGCUGAAAGAUAAGCCAUUCUUGACAGGAAACACGAUCAGCGUGGCUGAUAUAUUCUGCGCUUGUGAAUUGGAGCAACCACGAUUAGCUGGUUACGAUCCGAAAAAAGGAAGACCCCACCUGACUGCCUGGAUGGAAAAAGUUGCUGCGGAAACAAAUCCUCACUAUCAAGAUGCUCAUAAAUUUUUAAACCAAAUGGUGGCAGGAAAUCCAUCGCAAAACUUUAAUUUUAAACUUUAAUUAUGUACAAAUACUUUACUUCAUUUAUGACGUCUAUAAAUAUGUAUAUAUCACAUAUGUAAUCUAUUCUAAGAUGGUAAUAUCUUCAAUGGUAAUAUAUUUUUAUUUUGAUAUUUUUAUUAUUUUUUAAGUAAAUAUUUACAUUUAUUGUGAUACAUAUAUAAAAGUUUGUAACGUUUAUUUUCCAACCAUUUGACAUUUAUCCAUUUUAAUAAAACUGUGGUGCUGUAAUUUCUUUACAACUGUUAUAAAAGUAUAAAAAUUGGUUAUGAUUUAGAAGCAUUGGAACAAAUAAAUAAUAAACGUUAUUUCUUACAGA